CCUGAGGGCUCUCCCGGCAGCGCGUUCCCUUCCCCGCCCGCCGUGCGCUCUGUUACGGCUCCGGGGAGAAACGCGGGAGGGUAUGGCGGAGCCGCCGGAAGCGGCGGAAGAGUUCCGCGGGCGGACUCAGCAGGGCGGAAGUCGCUGAGGCGAACGGGGGUGGCGGCGGCAGCGAGCGACGAUGAACAACAAAUUCGACGCAUUGAAAGAUGAUGAUAGUGGAGACCAUGACCAGAAUGAGGAAAAUAACACACAGAAAGACAGUGAGAAGGAAAAGAAUGAUCGUGAGAAACCACAGAGUACUACCAAGAGGAAGGCUGUGGUGCCGGGGCCAGCCGAGCACCCCUUGCAGUACAAUUACACCUUCUGGUACUCGCGGCGCACGCCCGGGCGGCCCACCAGCUCGCAGAGCUACGAGCAGAACAUCAAACAGAUCGGCACCUUCGCCUCCGUGGAACAGUUCUGGCGGUUUUACAGUCACAUGGUACGUCCUGGGGACCUGACAGGCCACAGUGACUUCCAUCUUUUCAAAGAGGGCAUCAAACCCAUGUGGGAGGAUGAUGCCAACAAAAAUGGUGGUAAAUGGAUUAUCCGUCUGCGGAAGGGCUUAGCAUCGCGGUGCUGGGAGAAUCUUAUUCUGGCCAUGUUGGGAGAGCAGUUCAUGGUGGGGGAAGAAAUCUGUGGGGCUGUCGUCUCUGUCCGAUUCCAGGAGGACAUCAUCUCCAUAUGGAACAAGACAGCCAGCGACCAGGCCACGACAGCCCGGAUACGCGACACGUUACGAAGGGUGCUCAACCUACCUCCCAACACCAUCAUGGAAUACAAAACCCACACCGACAGCAUCAAGGCCUGGGAGGAGUUUCAUGGCCUGGUGAACAGCAGUGGCCGCUGAUCGAACGCUCCCCCUCCCUCUGUCACACCCAGGGGAUAAUUCAAGCUUUCGAAACACAAAAAUCACAUUGUGAGAACAAGAGUUGGCACUAAGCUCCUCUCUCCGUGUUGAAAGCACUGAGAGUGGCCUCCAACCUCUGAAGGGACUCAUGGGCCACUCUCGCACUCCUCCCUGGGGGAAGGAUCCACCUGAAGCCCUCCAGCAGCAGCGGUGACAAUAGAGGCCGGUUUUGUCUUACACAAACUUUUUUUUAGCAGCGGGGCGGGAGGCAGCCUUUCAAUUAGCGGCGGGCCCUCGGGGCCGCAUCUUGCAGCACUUUCCUGUCUUUCUCUACAUGGCACGCAGGAUCUCUGGGAUUCUGCCCCAACAUCAGAGCCUUCUGCUGAGGGAUACCAGUAUUAUAAAUCUCUCUGCAGCUGGGAGGAGCAUCCCAGUUGAGAGUCAGCCCUGUGGUUUUCAAAUGCCCCUUUUCAGUUCUGCCAAUAAAUUAUUGGGUCUCUUUG
This is a messenger RNA of Zonotrichia leucophrys gambelii, 1395 nucleotides long. RefSeq names its product eukaryotic translation initiation factor 4E family member 2 (gene EIF4E2). Gene Ontology annotation, molecular function: translation initiation factor activity; RNA 7-methylguanosine cap binding. The transcript is spliced from 8 exons. The record is from RefSeq and is a predicted model, not a curated record. Gene Ontology annotation, cellular component: eukaryotic translation initiation factor 4F complex; cytoplasm. Lineage: Eukaryota; Metazoa; Chordata; Aves; Passeriformes; Passerellidae. Gene Ontology annotation, biological process: translational initiation. The coding region runs from base 182 to 892 and encodes 236 amino acids.